This is a messenger RNA of Polyodon spathula (Mississippi paddlefish), 4903 nucleotides long. RefSeq names its product kelch-like protein 29. The coding region runs from base 374 to 3031 and encodes 885 amino acids. The record is from RefSeq and is a predicted model, not a curated record. Lineage: Eukaryota; Metazoa; Chordata; Actinopteri; Acipenseriformes; Polyodontidae. Gene Ontology annotation, molecular function: protein binding. The transcript has 13 exons.
CAGAAGCGCGGUGUGUGUGUCACCAAGCAUUCGCUCUCACUACAGGAGCGUGGUUAUUCUUUAGAAGGGAUAAGAAGCUCACUAGUGCACCGUGAACCUCUCCUAACAAUAACAACAGUUCAUAGCAGGGGCAAAGGAGUUCGAGAUACCCGGAGAAGACCCGUACUCAACAUUAAGCUAGGAGCUACACAGCUAGAAACAGAAGCUACAGCAUGUAUGCCGUGCAAUGAAACGAGUUUUUGCUGUGUAAGGAAAAGCUUCCAGAAUCCACUGAGCGCCGCAACACAAGGACAAACACCGGGGCUUCAUCUGUACUGCGCCGAGCGGGGAGACAGGCUCCAGUUUCCUCUGAGAAGAAGAGUGUUCCCUGGAGAUGUCUUGGCACCACAACCGCUUUGAGAGAGAUUAUCGCAGUGGGUGGGAUCGAAGGGAACGGUGUGUGGCCAUAAACAACGGGAUCAGCAGCAACUGUAACAGCACCAGCAACUGCAGCAGCAUCAGCAGCAUCAACAGCAAUAACCGGCCUGGUCUGCUACCAUUGCCAGUCACCCCCUCUCUGCUCCCCACUCCAGCAACCGUCGCCAGUACCACGGCGAGUAAUGACCUGGGUGCCAGCCGCGUGGUCAGCUCUUCCACUACGGCCGCUGCUAAGAUUUCUGGUAUGUCGCCAGGUGAAAACCAGUCACAAGGGCAGAUUCUUACUCCAAAUGUGAGGUGGGGACAAAGCCCCAUUAACCAGACCACACCCUGGGAAACAGAUGAACCUCCAACAAAACAGAUAAGGGAGAAUGAAGGCACGGGUUCCUCUCCGUGGGUUCCACCAGUAGCAGCAGUCAGCCAGGCAAGCCUUUUAGCCCACGCGUAUGGAAUGCCACAGCUUCCGGCCUAUAGCCAAGCAGUGAAUGUCCAGGCACCUGUAAUGGGAGUUACGCCCACUAUGCAAACUCCAGUCCUACCACAACACCCACUAAUGACAGCACAUUAUCAGCUCCCACAGCAACCGUCACAGCCUCUCACUAACAUGGUCAUGAACAGGCAAAGUCAGUCUCUUUACACGAACAGUCAGCCACCAAUCACCAUGUCCCCUUUGACCGGGGUUUGUCAGGUGACCCACCCUGUUCACACUGUAGUAGGGAAUGGUCACAUGACUCGCCCUAUGCUGCAGCCUCCUCCUCUGCCUGCCACUGCUCUGCCCAGUAGCGCACCAGUGACCAAUGGGCAAACUGCCCCUCAACCUCCCCAGCCUCCUCCCAACCCUCCAGCCAAUCAGGACAACACAAAUGGGUUGCAGAUGCUAAGGACGAUUGGCAUGGGAAAGUACGAGUUUACAGAUCCCUGGCAUCCUAAAGAAAUGUUGAAGGAGCUGAACCAGCAGCGCAGAGCGAAAGAGUUUACAGACCUGAAAAUUAUUGUUGAAGGCAAAGAGUUUGAAGUCCACCAAAAUGUUCUAGCUUCCUGCAGUUUGUAUUUCAAGGACCUGGUUAAAAGGUCGUCCCAUGAGAGCCGGAACGGUGAGAAGUUAGAGCUGACCAUGGCCAACAUAGACGCUGACGUUCUGGAACUUCUGCUGGAGUUUGUUUACACAGGCUCCCUGAUCAUAGACUCGGCCAAUGCCAAAACUCUACUGGAAGCAGCCAACAAAUUUCAGUUCAAUACUUUCUGCAAAGUUUGUGUGUCUUUCUUAGAAAAACAGUUGACUGCCAGUAACUGCCUUGGAGUGUUAGCCAUGGCCGAGGCGAUGCAGUGCACUGAACUGCACAACAUGGCCAAAGCCUUUGCCCUGCAGAACUUUCCAGAAGUCGCAAGCCAGGAGGAGAUCCUCGGUAUCUCCAAGGAGGAUUUCAUCAGCUACAUGUCAAAUGACAGCCUCAACACCAAAGCAGAGGAGCUGGUGUAUGAAACAGUGAUAAAAUGGAUUAAGAAAGAUCCUGUAAACAGAGUUCAGCACGCGUCUGAGUUGCUGGCCGUGGUGCGUUUGCCCUUCAUCCACCCCAGUUACCUGUUAAACAUUGUUGACAACGAGGAGUUGAUAAAGUCUUCAGAGGCCUGUCGGGACCUGGUCAACGAAGCGAAGCGCUAUCACAUGCUGCCACAUGCUCGGCAGGAGAUGCAGACACCAAGGACUAGACCUCGGCUGUCAGCAGGUGUUGCAGAAGUGAUCGUCCUGGUUGGAGGCCGGCAGAUCAUUGGAAUGAACCAGCGAGCCCUGACCGCCGUCACAUGUUUCAAUCCACAGAAUAACAAGUGGUACCCGUUGGCCAGCCUGCCCUUCUAUGAUCGCGAGUUCUUCAGUGUCAUCUCCGCUGGGGACAAUGUCUAUCUGUCAGGUGGAAUGGAGUCUGGUGUCACGGUCUCGGAUGUCUGGUGCUACAUGUCGCUACUCGAUAACUGGAACCUCGUGUCUCGGAUGACAGUCCCCCGCUGCCGACACAACAGCCUGGUGUAUGAUGGGAAGCUCUACACCAUCGGGGGACUGGGUGUGGCUGGAAACCUUGAUCAUGUAGAAAGGUAUGAUACCAUCACCAACCUAUGGGAGACUGUGUCACCCCUCCCUAAGCCAGUGCACGCCGCAGCUGCCACAGUGUGUGGAGGCAAAAUCUAUGUGUUUGGUGGGGUGAACGAUGCAGGAAGACCUGCAGGGGUUUUGCAGUCAUAUGUCCCUCAGACCAACACCUGGAGUUUCAUAGAGUCUCCCAUGAUAGAUAACAAGUAUGCACCCGCUGUUACUCUCAAUGGAUUCAUCUUCAUCCUUGGAGGAGCUUAUGCCAGAGCCACCACCAUCUAUGAUCCAGACAAAGGAAAUAUCAAAGCAGGCCCCAACAUGAACCACUCCAGGCAGUUCUGCAGUGCUGUCGUUCUGGAUGGCAAGAUCCAUGCCACGGGAGGAAUUGUCAGCAGUGAAGGCCCAGCGCUGGGGAACAUGGAAACAUUCGACCCUUGUACGAACGUCUGGACACUCUUGCAAAACAUGCCUUGCCCGCUUUUCAGGCAUGGCUGCGUAGUUAUUAAAAAGUACAUCCAGAGUGGUUGACAGUACAGGACAUAAUGAUCUCUUGUAGCAGUUUGUAUGUAAAAAAAAAAAAAAAAAAAAAAAAAAAAAAAAAAAAAAAAAAAAGAAUAAAAAAUUGCUCCUUUUUUUAAAAUAUUUGCCUACAUUGACUGUAGAUGUUCACCCUUGUUAUUCAGUGAAACAGGGGUGAGAGCCCUUCUGUAACAUAGUGUAACUUAUUGAAUCUACACGAGCACCACAAAGUGGUACAGUGGUACAGUGGUACUUGUUGCUAAGCUGUGCUGUUAGUUUCAUUCAUGUGAUGGAUUUCUUGUUGAUUUUAUGUUCUUCAUAUAGAGCAAGAUCUGUACAAUUAAACCUCAUGCAAUUCUCUUAAUUUAGCAGGUGAACAUUAUUGUUAUUAAUAUUUUUUGUCAGGAGACAUAUUUUACUUUAGUAUUGACCCAGGAGGGAAGUUCUAUCCACUUUUGCUAGCCAUGCCCAGGUAUAAGUGUCUGGUAGUGCAAUUCUGUCAAAAGCACUUCCUUUACAAGUGACACAUGAACACUCAUAAUCAGGACAUACUGAUAGGAGUGGUCCCCUUUCUGCGUUUGGGGGUCUGUGCACUCUGGCCUGGGUACAGAUGGUUGCUACAUGUGACAUAAGUCCCUGUUGACAUGUGGUAUUUGAAGUGAUGAACUUUCUCUGUGGUAGGGGAUAGGAGGACUGGAAACGUACCUCCAUGUAAGGGAUGGAAUCCACACCUCCUGCCAUGGCCAGAGCAUGGAAAACAAUGAACUCUGGAUAGAAUUUUUUUAUUUUUUAACCAAGCUGGUACGCAAAGGGAUGUGUAUACUGUAAAUGCAAAAUGUUUCUGAAAAGAUGGUUUAUUUUACAAAUUCAAAGUCACGACGUGUACAUGAUUUUAGAAAAUAGGUAGAUAAAAAUUAAACCUGUACUUAAAUAAAAUGCAAACGUCAAGGUGUUAUGAAAGUGUAUGUAAAGUAGUAAUGUUGUAUAUAGAAGCAUAAGGAAACAAUGCUUUGUAAAAAAAAAAAAAAAAAAGAUAACGGGAGAUAUUCUUGUGUACUGGUUCAUGUGUAUAGUACACCAGUGUAGGAGACCCUUAAUUGUAUACAAGUGUCUGAUCACCUUACAGUAUUGUCAACAUUCUGCAAAUGUCUGCACUGUGUAGUAUCGGCAGCCCAAAGAAUUCGGUCGUAUCCUCCAGACUGUCUUAUUUUGUCCUAACAGCCAAUUGCUGUAGGGAUAGCAGUAUGAGCAGUGUUUUCCAGAGUGACACAGCAGAGUUACUCACCAGCCACAAGUUUUAACCCUCCUGAAGUAUCGCACGCUGACCAUACAAAAAAACCCUCACUUUUCUAUUUGCAACAGAAAUAUUUUUUGAGAAUGUAUACCCGAAAUUUACAAAUUAAAAGUUGUAAUAAAAAAAUACUGUAGAAAGAUAAAAAGCACACUGUUGUACACAACGCCAUUUGGAAAUAACCAUGGCAUACUUGUACAGCAUUUCAUAGGAGCCAUACUAUAGGCUGGUUAAAUGCUAGAAGAAUACUUUUCAGCAAUAAACUUGUUCUUGGGAAGUGAAAUAAGAAGCCAUUUCAGAAAUCUCAUUCCUAUCUAACUGCACUGUAAAUCAUAAAGGACAUUGACGUUCUUUCAGUCUUCAUUGUGUUGGAGACAAGCUGACGGGGGAGCUGUGUGGGAAUGCACAAAAGCAGUUUAGGAAGGAGAACAAUAGAACCUAACAGUUCUCUCAGUAACACCCAGGCAGUGUUGAGGAUAGAUACUGAAACCAUGCAAACCAGCAUAUGGUCUUGAUAAAGUUUUGAAUGCCUUUCUUUACUCUGUAAAAACAAUAUAUAAAAAUAAAAGUCACAGAAAAGAAAACACAAA